Leptomonas pyrrhocoris is the source of this 3433-nucleotide messenger RNA. Its product is annotated as putative chloride channel protein. The transcript has a single exon. Gene Ontology annotation, cellular component: membrane; intracellular membrane-bounded organelle. Gene Ontology annotation, molecular function: voltage-gated chloride channel activity. NCBI's taxonomy places the organism in Eukaryota, Euglenozoa, Kinetoplastea, Trypanosomatida, Trypanosomatidae. The record is from RefSeq and is a predicted model, not a curated record. Gene Ontology annotation, biological process: chloride transport; transmembrane transport. Bases 131 to 3433 code for a protein of 1100 amino acids.
GUGCAGUUUUUUUGUUGUUGUUGUUUUCUCCCUUUGCAUCGACGGGGGUGGUGGUGCCACGUGACUUGACGCACGAAUUAAAAACUGCUCCCUUCUCUUUUUUUAUAUAUGAGACGGCUGAGACACACCGAUGGAGACAACGUCUGCUGCGUCUGCCGGGGCGGCAUCGUUAUCUGGGUUCCCAUUAACCGGAAACAGCGCCAAUCCGGCUCAACCGCAGAGAACGUCUACCUCCUCCGCCUCAGCGCGCAGAGCCCCGCUGCCGACAUCAUCGCAGGCGCCCCGCCUGUACGCGCCUCUCUUGUCGAUGUUAAACCCCAUUGAGGAUUCCUCCCUCGCUACACAGGCUACGCCGGCAGAAGACAAUCACCGUGCUGACACGCAAGAAGCGACGUUGCAGGACGCGAGCGCACGUGCAGCAGCAGCAGCAGCCAUAUGCACGACCGUUGGAGCAGGACGCUCUGUGUCGCCCUCCACCGAGCCGCGAACGACGUCAUCGGCAACGAGGGAUAGCUGGUGGUCAACUUGGACGCGGGUGUGGCGGGAGAUGCGGGCAGCGUGUGCACGGGAGGUACUGCCCAUCGAUCAGCCCCGUCUCUUCUCAGCGUCGGAGCGCGCCAAGAUGGCCCGCUAUGAGUCGGUCGACACCUACGAACCGGAGAGCAUGCUGUACAAGGAUUACCUAGAGACGCGCAGCCACGAACCUCGUUGGUUCAUGUGGGUCUUUGUGCUCAUCCUGGGCGUCAGCACGAGUGCCCUGUCGCUGGGCACGGCGGCCUGUUUGCACGUCCUCAACGCUGUCCGUUACGAGCUGCUCGGGUUUGGGCUCCGCGGCUUCUCCUUUGCCGACGCACACCGGUACGCGAACAGCACCGUGGCGGGCUCAUCGUUGGAUGUGUGGGCAAUGCUGAAAGGCCGCAACGUUGGCCUGUACGGCCUUGACGGCCCUCUCGCCUACGGCUCCGGAUACCUUCUCGUGCUGCUCUUUGCCUUGUGUACAUCGGCGCUCGCGAGUGCGGUGUGCUACUUGGUGCCGGAGAGCGUCGGCUCUGGCAUACCAGAGGUGAGGGCGUACCUCAACGGCGUGUCGUACCCGAUGAUGCGCUCCACACGGGUGCUGGUCGCACGGAUGGUGGCCGUGGUGCUCACCGUGUCCAGCGGCGUCUGCACCGGCCACUACGGUCACUUGAUGCUGGCAGGGGCGAUGCUCGGGGCGCAGCUGCUCCAACGACGCCAUGGCAUCCGCUGCUACCACGUGCACUUCGUGGACUGCUUCCGCAACCCGCGCGACCGCCGCGUGAUACUGGUGAUCGGCGCGGCAGCCGGGAUGGCCUCCGCGUUCUGCGUGUCCGUCGCUGGUCUACUCGUCAUUUUGGAGUUGUUGUCCGCUGUGUUUCCCGUGCGCUUUGCCCUCUACGUUUUUGCUGCCUGCCUUUUGUCCACGCUGUGCACGCAGGUGUACCUCUCCUACUGGGUGAACUUCGAUACCCGCUACCGCCCAAGCGGCGGCCUGCAGCGCGGCGAGCUGCUGUCGGAGGCGGUGGUGUUGUUCCGCACCCACCUGCCCUUUGGCCAGCACCCCGCCAUGAAUCUGAUGGACUUCGUGGCCGCCUUUGGCAUUGGGCUGUGCACUGGCGCGUGUGCGGUGGUGUUUGUGCGGGUCAGCUGGGCAGCCCUGUACUUGCGUCGUCGCUUAGAGGUGGCGCUGCGCAGCAAAGCGAUACGCUACGCGCUUCCGAUUCUGUUUACCUUGGUGUACGUGAGUUUGCAUUACUGGAUGGCUGUGGCCUGCACGUACGAGCCGCUUCGCCCUUCAGGCAGCGACAGCAGCAGCAGUGGUGGUGGUGGUAGCGCCAGCGGCAAUGGUGCCACUCGCUUCAGCGAUACCAACAGCCCAGCGCACCUACCAAUACCGGUGGUGUGUAAAGGGGUGCCAUACGCGGUACGAAGUGGGCGCAACGUCACGACCAUCUCCUUCUACGGCAUGAACGGGUUUUUGUGUCCGGCCGUAGACAUGAAAGGUGAAGACGCAAGUGGUCCGGCCUUGUCGAGGGAGAGCACUACCACCGCCACAACCGAUGGUGAUGGUGCUGCUGCUUCAGCGGUCCAGGCGUCUUCUUCGAGUGCGCGUACGCCCGCCGUGGCGUCACAGAAACGACGCAACCGCCUCACGGACGAACAGAGCGUGCGUGUGAUGGACACCUACGCCUCCCUCGCCUUCUCCUACGCGGACUCCGCCCUACAAACCCUGCUGAGCCAGCGCACCGCGGGUCUGAUGCCGUGGCGUGCGCUGGGGACCUUCACCCUUCUCUACUUCUUUUCGUCCGCCGUGUACUCAGGGUUGGCGUUGUGCGGAGAUACGCUGUUGCCGUCGCUGGUCAUCGGUGCGGCACUUGGGCGAUGCGUGGGGACGGUCGUCCACGUCGCAGCCACCUGCGUGCUUCCCAGUGCGUCGUCGUGGGCAGACCCUGGCGUCUUCGCGCUCUUCGGCGCCGGCAGCUUCGUGAGCGCCACCUCCGGCCUCAGCUUCGGGAUCGGGGCCAUUCUGAUCGAGUCCACCGCCGACUUUCGUCACCUGCUGCCGCUUAUGUUUGCCAUCGUCGUGGCGCGCCGCGUGCUGACGCGGUGGAGUCGCGAUAUGCUCACCGUGUACCUCGAGGCGAGGGCCGUCCCGCUGCUGAACGCGGAGCCGUACUUGGAUCGUUUUACCCUGCUGGACGCGCGGCACGUCAUGCACGGCCCCGUCGUGGCCUUGCCCGUCGUGUGCAGUCUUGAGGACAUUACUUCGGUGCUGCGACGCACCACGCACCACGGCUUCCCUGUUGUGUCGGCGCACGAUGGUACCUGUAAAGGUAUUGUCACACGAGCCCAGCUGGAACUGAUGCUGUGGCACCUGAUUAUGACGCAGGGCCGCGUUUCGCACUGCACCUACGACGUGCUGCAGCGUGUCGAGGAUCACGGCUUCCACAACCACUGCGAGGGCAGGGACCCGACAGAGUUCCUGCCGCCGUCGAGGCAGCCGCGCCCCACGCAGAUGUCGCUUUACCCACACGUCGACACGUCCGCCUUUACAGUCUUGGACACGACGGCGCUGUCGUGCGUGUACGACAUGUUCACCACCCUGGGGCUACGUCACCUCAUCGUGGUGGAUCGGUCGAACUAUGCGGUGGGCGUGAUUACCCGCAAAGACCUGACAGGGGAUCACCUGUCCCGCGUACAGACGGAAGAGGAUCGACGUCGGGCUCCCCCGCGCACGGGCAACGGGCAAGGCAACGGUGGUGGCGCCUCGUCCUCCGCGGUCACGGCUCGCGAUGCCGCCUUCGCAGCGAUGCGAGCUCCACUGCAUCCUACCGCGGCUCAGGUGGCGGAGGUGGCACGCACGUCCUCCACGCGGCGGCUGUAUGACCAACAGCAACAGCAGCAGCAGCAGUAG